Molecule: messenger RNA, 2100 nt
Organism: Synchiropus splendidus (mandarinfish)
Lineage: Eukaryota; Metazoa; Chordata; Actinopteri; Syngnathiformes; Callionymidae
Product: E3 ubiquitin-protein ligase MARCHF2-like
Exons: 5
Coding region: 347-1093 (248 amino acids)
Biological process (GO): protein ubiquitination
Molecular function (GO): ubiquitin-protein transferase activity; zinc ion binding
Source: RefSeq, a predicted model, not a curated record
GUAGGCUUGCCCGUUGCUAUUAGCCCGUUAGCCAAGUUAGCUCUGGUCACUAAUCCUGAUACACUCGCGGAUUUCUUUGCCCUUUUAAGAACCGAGGAAGGGAGUAUUUACCAACCAUGGAGCGAAUAGAGCAUUCGUGGUCCUCUGUCGUUUGUGUCCACGUCGUUAAUUUUUGUGUAGACGUCAAUGUCACAAUUUGCACUUCGAGGGCUCUUCUGUUAGCAUAGGUAGCUUGUUUGGUGUAGCGCGAGGCCAAGGCCACAGAAGAGAAGCUGUUGUGGUAUACAAGCGGAGGUUUUUGUGAAGCCGCCACUGCUAUCUCUUCAGCGUCACCCUCCAAGGAGCCAUGACAUCAUCUGGGUGCUGCCACUUACCUGGAUCCCUUUGUGAUUAUUCUGGAAACACUGAGACUGAUGCCUCUAAAGAUUCAGAGGACUCGGAUUCUACUGCACAAGCGCAGUACAUCGCCAAGGUUACGGCUAAAGAUGGUCGCCCACUUUCCACCGUUGUUAAAGCCGUGAGCCUGCAGAGUGAUGUCGGGAUGUGUCGAAUCUGUCACGAGGGAGCCGGCGGCGAGACACUCCUCUCACCCUGUGACUGCACCGGGACGCUGGGAAAAGUGCACAAGAGCUGCCUUGAAAAAUGGCUUUCCUCUUCUAACACCAGCUACUGUGAACUCUGCCACACAGAGUUUACCAUUGAGCGGCGGCCGCAGCCACUCACGCAGUGGCUGAAGGACCCGGGCCCCCGCAGUGAGAAGCGAACGCUGCUGUGCGACAUGGCCUGCUUUCUCCUCAUCACGCCCCUGGCAGCCAUUUCUGGCUGGCUGUGUCUAAGGGGGGCCCAGGACCACCUGCAACUCAAGAGCAGACUGGAAGCUGUCGGUCUAAUAGCCCUCACCAUCGCGCUCUUUACUAUCUAUAUCCUCUGGACACUGGUGUCCUUCCGGUAUCACUGUCAGCUGUACUCCGAGUGGCGGCGGACCAAUCAGAAAGUGCGCCUGCUCAUGCCCGACAUGAAGGGAGCGCACACCACCCAGCGUUCAGUGCCGACCAAGUCGACCAAGAAAAUGACUGACGAGACCAUCGUAUGAGUGUCCGCCGGUGGCUGGAGGUGUAUUCAAAAUCAGAACCACUGAAGCACUCAGUAGCUAAACUAAACCAUUUUAAAAGAACGUAUGCACUUCAUAUGGCCCGUUCUGAGAGAGGAGAGGGCUGUUUCCUCUGUGGUUCCUUUUAAGGACUGGAUGUAAAUUUCUCUGGGAUUGGCUGACCACACGCGUGGCUGUAGGAGGAACUCACCCCGGAAUCAUAGAUAUUAACUCACUGUUGUCUCUGGGACAAAUCAGUGCUGGGAUUCGGAGGACUGAAAGCGGAUGAUGGACUCGCCAGCCCGGCUGUUUGUCUGUGACACAAACGUAUGAAAUACUAAGACACAAGCUAAUGUAGCAGAACAUUACUGAUUCAGCAUGCUACUACAGUAUAAUAUGAAACAUACUCACUACCUAUAAAGCCCCCUCACAAUGUAUUUAGCUGUUUUAAAGCAGUGGACACGGUAGCUUCGCGACAUGAGCCUGAAAAAUUGACUAAGUCUCUCUGUGUAUAUCUUUUCUUGACAAGUGAGGAAACCCGUUCACGACAUGUCCAUAAGCUAAACCUUUUUUUUUGUGUGUCUGAGAAGUGAAGAUGUACUGGUUUUGGUUUAACAUGUACACAACUCUUUGUAAGGGGUCCAUGAUGUUUGUAUGAAAAUGAAUCAGUUGAGGUCGGCUCCAGGUCAUAGAGAAGCAUUAGGAUCUGAUCUGCUACUUGUAAAUGCACCGUCGAUUCAUUUAGCUGCACAGCAAAAAACAGUGACCGAAAUCACAAAGAUGCAAUUUUGACUAGACUAAAUGCAGUGUUCUUUAAAAGUCAGACUGUUGCUCUGUUUCAAACAGACCUUUGUGCAUCCGCGCAGGUUACAGUGAUGCAAAUGAGGUUCGCGUCGGAGAUGUCAAUCAAUGUAUGCAGCGAACUGCGAAACUGUAUUUUGUGUUAUUGUAGUCUUCCUGCUGCAUCCCCUGGAAAGUUGGGUUAUUGUGCAAUAAAAAACAUGAGGGAC